UGCCCGGGUGUCUCCACAAAUUCCGAUGACCCGGCACCAAAUGGCACCGGCAGUUGCCCCUCUUGGCCCGGUCGCCAACCCGUUCCAUCUGAAGCAUCAACUCGCUUCGCCAGAGAAAUCCCAUCAAAGUGCCGAACCUUGCAGAUGAUACCCCCCAUUUCCUCAAAACUCAACGGGUCGCCGCGGACGUGUGAACGAGCGCAUCAAGGGGACCCAGCGGGGUGUGCAAGCGCCAGGACCUCCAUGGGCACAGUGCCGACUCAUGUUACCGUCCUCCCUUUCUCACUCAAAUCCCUCUGA
Colletotrichum costaricense is the source of this 300-nucleotide messenger RNA. RefSeq lists its product as uncharacterized. The record is from RefSeq and is a predicted model, not a curated record. Lineage: Eukaryota; Fungi; Ascomycota; Sordariomycetes; Glomerellales; Glomerellaceae. The annotation marks the transcript as partial. The transcript has a single exon.